Molecule: messenger RNA, 5893 nt
Organism: Amoebophrya sp. A25
Lineage: Eukaryota; Dinophyceae; Syndiniales; Amoebophryaceae
Source: the annotation of a GenBank genome assembly
CUUACGACGAGCGCGAAAAUCUGUGACGAGAUCAUUACAUUUUUCCUCUUCAUCAAUUUCGGGCAUCGGUGAAGCUAUUGUACAGUUGUCGGCAUUUUCUUCUCCCGGUUCUGUGAUGGAGAUCCUGGAAUGCUGGGGUCUCUGCGUCAUUUAUAGAACUGCUGACGAGGAGAUACGAGUCUAAAUGUAACGACCAUGAGGGUUGUGCUGAAGACAAUCGGUCUGAAAGAUCGGAUGUGACGAGACGCUAUGAAGUUUUUUUAAUGACGAGCGAUUUAUUUCACUCAGGUUCGACCUCGUGGACCAGAAGACCUAGUAACGCUAUUUUCUUUUUCUGUGCCUCGAUCUAAAAAAACGAGAAAGCUUAAGUCGGCGAGGGGCGUCAUCGUAAAAAAAGGAAAAAAUUGACACAUGAAAAGGUAGCUUAUUCUGGACGAGGAUGGGAGAGGACGAGGAACGUUGCAUUCCGUUCUAGAACUAAAAACGGAGUCGACCUUUAGGUUUAAUCAAAACUACUCUAUAACUCUAUCUACCUGUCGUACUGUCGUAGCAGCUACAACUACAGAUAUUAAAAACUACUGUAACUUGUUUUACAACUACUUCUAGUAGAGGAUUACAAGAGACUAGUAGUUUUCAAGUUUUUAAAGGAAGAUGUUCUGUUGUGCUUCAGGAGAUAAUAAACGUUCGAAGAACGGCAGCAACGGGUGUCCUAGUCCUAAGAAGAAUAUUGCUGAAGGUGUAUGCAGCAAAGACGUUCAGCUUGGCUUUACAAGCGAGCUCCUGCAACAGGACCUGUAUAAGUCUAAGCUCUGUCCCGACUCUUUAACUUUUAUCUGUCGAGGAACUACUAACUUCAAGUAUAACUGUUCCGUCAAAUCUAACGCCGCAAAGAAAAUGGCACUCUCGUGGGCUCUGAUGAAAGACGUCAUGCCCGAAGCGGGCAAGGACGGUGGCGGUUCCGAACUCGGACCCAAAAGGACCUAUUCCAGCUGCUGCGUGGCGGAAUACGUCUGGCUGGAUGCGGCUGGUGUGCCUCGCUCCAAGACCAAGACCCUGUCCAAGAUGCCGACCUGCGUACUUGUUAUUGAGUCUUCGUAAAUAGAUACAAAUAUGACAAACUUGCGAAGACGAAGAACUUUCGACUUUAGAAAAUUUAGAUUUUUUAGAAAUGAAAGAAGCGUUUGAAUCACCUGAAUUUUCACUUCCAUUGUUCCUGCAUACAGAAUUGUAAAGAUCACGACCACGAAACACAGGCCGACGACCUUCCAAUCUGGAACUUUGAUGGUUCUUCUACUGAGCAAGCGCCGGGUUCUGAUUCCGAAAUUCUGCUGAUCCCCCGUGCCAUUUUUAAGGACCCCUUCCGUGCUGGCAGCAACGUCCUUGUCAUGUCUGAGUGCGUCACCCCGGAUAUGAAGCCGGCUAUUGGUACAUCUAAAUGUAAUGAAAUGUAGUAAUUGCAAGCAUAUAAUUAACCUACCUCUCUCUCCAAAAGCUACCUCUUGAUCUUGUCAGGCAUAUCAAUCAAUCAGCACGAAUUUGUUCAUGAAGUAUAUUCGUUUUCGGCUUUCAAGAACAACAAGGUCGUGGAGAGACGGGAAGCGCAUGGUGGUGAGAAGAAGAAAGGAGAAAAUGAAAAAUUAGAACUUAUUGAUACUCGCUUCGCGAUGAAGUAUAAUACUUAUUCUUAUUAUCCGUUUCUUUAGAAAAUUUAGAUUUGGAAAAUGAAGCUUCGAUUUAGAAAGUAGAACAUCGACGAACGAAACAGCGCUUAGCAAACAAGGAACUUCUACUGCAAUCCCGAUAAACAACUCUUCACCACUGACCUCUUGCCAAGUGAAUGGUUCCGGUAUUUUUGGUAUAGCCUGAGUUUGAUCAUAAGGGAAAACAAGAAGAGAACCCUUAGGAUCAAACUCAGGUUACCAAAUACCAGAACCAUACACCAAGACACAUGAAGCAAUCAACCAGGAAACGCUCGUGCAGAGUGCGCCGCCAUCAUGGAUAAGUAUGCUGACUUGGACCCAUGGUUCGGAAUCGAACAGGAAUACACCUUGCUGAAGCCGUCGACCUAUGGUAGAAAAAGUGUUUUUCUGUGAGUCAGACUCAUCUUUUUAUCGACGUUUGAAAUGAACAUGAAGCUACGCUUGUAAUUGUGAAUACUUCAUCCAGAAGUGAGUCCCAGGAGAGAUUGUUUUGGUCCCAGUCCCACCACACCACCACCAGGUGUCGUCUCCAAGAUGCCCUUGGGUUUCAACGAGGAUGGCAGUGAGCCAGCUCCCCAGGGACCGUACUACUGUGGCGCUGGUACGGGCGUCUCCAUCGGUCGUGCAGUUGCCGAUACCCACUUGGCUUACUGCCUCUAUGCUGGCGUCAAGAUCGCGGGUGUGAACGCCGAAGUGAUGCCGGGUCAGUGGGAGUUCCAAGUCGGACCGUGCAAGGGUAUCGAAAUGGGCGACCACCUGCACAUGGCCCGCUAUAUCAUGAACCGCGUCACAGAAGACCUUGGCGUGCAGGUUACCUACUCCCCGAAGCCGAUGGAAGGUACUACUACAACUACUAAGAUUAUCUCGCUUCUGAAAAAAUGAUGAUUUUAGGACUUUACAAAAUUUAGAUUGAGCAGAUUAUAACUACCGUUACUGUGUUGAUCUAAAAAAAUUCUUUUGUUGAAAAUGAAAUCUUCAAAGAUGUACACGAACACGUGUAGACUGCAGAAUAAAAGGAAACAAGCUCAUGAUGAUCUCCUAGUGCUUAUCCUGUCAUGUCCAUAUACCCAACAAAUUCUAUAGUUCUUUUACAGGUGACUGGAACGGUGCUGGUUGCCACACGAACUUCUCUGUGAAGGGCAUGCGCGCAGAUGGUGGCUAUGACGUGAUCGAGACGGUGUGCAAGGCCUUUGGCGCGGUGGCCAAAGAGCACAUCGCUGAGUACGGAGAGGGCAACGAGAAGCGCCUCACGGGUCAGCACGAGACCUGCUCCAUCAACGAGUUCAAGUACGGUGUCGCCGAUCGUGGUGCCAGUAUCCGUAUCCCGCGUGAGACCUUCCUCAACAAAAAGGGCUACAUGGAGGACCGCCGUCCGGCCGCUAACUGCGACCCGUACAAGGUCACCAAGCGCAUGAUGCAGACCACUGGCGAAUGCCUCAGCAAGCCGCUCGACGCCUAAUCGCGAACGAGGUUUGAGUAUGAUACACGAGGUUUGAGUAUGAUACACGAGGUUUGAGUAUGAUACACGACGUUUGAGUAUGAUACACGAGGUUUGAGUAUGAUACACGAGUUUUGAGUAUGAUGAACGAGGUUUGGGUAGUUCUACUUUAAACUAAAGAGGAAAAGGAGGGAUGGUUGUGGAAGUAGAAAAGGCAGUGACAAGCUCAUUCUAAAGGGGAUGGUUCAGAACUAAGCUCGUUCAGCCAAGAAAGCUGAGGGUUGUGAAUGCUUUUCGGGAGAGGGUGUAGCACUUUUUUUAGGGGCCAUGAAUAAAACUGUAAGGUGCACGUUUUUUGUGGUAAUAUUAGGAGGUUCGUUGGGAGGAGAUAAUUUUUACGAGGGCUCCUCCUUCCCCUUUAGCUCUAGGAGUGUGUGCGUUAGCAAUUAGUGAAUCUAAACGCAGGGACGUGAAAUUACAACAACCUACAAUCCACUCCAUCCAUCAUCAUCAUCGCCAUCAUUAAGAGGGCUUUGAUGUAGAAGAUUGAAGAAAUACAGAGGCAAUUCGAAACGAGAGCAAUUCGAAACAAAUCAGCUUUACUUGUUGCAGGAUUAUACAGUUCUGACUUCAAUGAUGUGCCUGUCCAUCUCAUCUUCUGUCCACCUCAUCUUAAGAACUAGUAGUCCUCAACGGAUUUCAAAUUUUUCAAAUUUUGGACACACUCAGACUUUCUUAUCAAGAGAUGUCCACUCAGACUCACGAAUUUUUUCACAACGAUGAAGCUUUAGAAGUCGAUGUAUUUUCAAUGGGGGGCGGAAUUUGUUUUGCAUGCAGAAGAAAGAGACGCGGAUAAAGAGACCGACUACAAUCGAGGACAGAGAAAUCUGAAUCUGAAAAGAUCAGAUGCACCAACUUCUAGAAAUAGGAUGAAUAAAUCUACAACUAGUUGUACUAGAAUUCUUCCAGCACCACUACAAAUAGGACAAUCAUGACUUUCAUGCCGUCGCACGAAGAAGCGAAUCUUGAUUGAAGGGCCUCUCGGGAGAAUCAGAUUGAUCUGCAACUUGUUGCAUAGUUGUGGUGCAGUACGAUUUUCUUCGUAGGCCUUUCUCGUGUAAAAAAGGGAAGCUUGUUCAUCUAGGACUAGUACAUUUCUGUAUGAUCAAAAUCGAAGGAGGUGUCGAGCUAACCUUGUUGAUUGAACAAAAUGGGCCAGCCUUGAACACAAAAGGUCUUUCAUGCCCGCCAUGAUUUUUCAACUAGUACAUACAAGUAAUAAGAAAUUAUAGGAACAGAUGAUGAUGAUUGAUGAUUUGCAUUGGACCACUACUCCCAGUUCGAUACGUCGUAGUGUGCAGAGGUGUAGAAAUAUUUUUUACAAUGAACAAAUACAUUUUCAUCUCAAUCUAAAAAAAAUGAACUACCGAUAAACCCCCAAAACCACUAGCAUGAUGAAUAUUUUUCAACAAGUGAGAAUUUGGAAUUUUCAUACUUAGAAGUUGUUUGUUUCACUUUCAUCAACAUCAUCCGACAUUAUAUCAAGUCUACUGAAUUACCAUGUGGUGAAUGUUCCCCAUGAUAGUCGUCGAUUAUAGAGGCGGCGAGACUGAAUGAAUAAGAUAGUCCAAGUAAUGCUACAAUGAGAUGAUGAAGAACAUGAUGACGAUGGAGUGAAGUAGACGAGAUAUAAUAAAGAAGGGAGGUGGGAGGUGAACCGUGAGCGCCGGAUGGCUGCGAGUCAGUUUGUUUCACAUUUUACGCGGCGCAGGCUGCCUCGUGGCCAUCCCCACACCGCAGCGUGUGUUGUCAUUGUGACCACACGCGCAUCUUCCUUAAGAACGAAACACACAUAGAAUUGUUGGGCUAGAAAUACUCGAACGGUACUCGUUGGAAAAAAACUGUAAGUCGGGCUACGGAUUAUCUAGGUCAAACAACAUCGUUACAGAAUUGGAACAUCAAUUUCCUACUUCUUCUAUGUUUUAUUCCCAAGGUCAUCGUGGAGAACCAAGUAGACGGUUAUGAUAUCAUGCAGCUGGCCAGCUGCGACCAAAAAAAAAAAAUCACGGGAAGUAUUAAGCCAGAGAAGUCACUCGCUAGUGUGCAUGGUCACGCUGCUCAUAAUCAUAGAGGGAGGAAAUGAUUGCAUGAACAUGUUGGCACAUAGCAACUUUUACAUCACGAUAUUUUUAUUUCAUCGAUCUUUUACUUCUUCAAAAGCUUUUACUUCUUCUAAGAGACUUCAUCACUUGUAAUUGUAAUUGUAACUUGAUCUACGUUUCUCAGCUGAUCCCACCUUUUGAGUGCGAUGGAGGUUGCUACUGAUCAUUAGUGGACGAGUGUAGUUGUCAAAACUUCGAUGAAUCUCCAACGAGGUGGUGCUUUGAUGAAGAGAAGAAAUGUGAAAUAGAUGCCGAAUUUAAUGAUGUUCUUGUACAGGUACAGCCCGACAGCAUUUGGAAAGAAACUGAGGAGAAUUUUUUCUAUUGUUGUCAAUAUUUAUCUUUUGCACAGCUACAAACAAAAGACAGACACUGGUAACACAAGACCCAACCUCCAAGAGCAGGCUUUUUGUUUCGUUCCACAGACUCUCACUCUUAGCGGAAGUUGUUGCUCAUUUUCAUCGUGGGUUGUGGGAGAAUAAACCCAUAAUUGACGAAUAUCCCGUCCGCGUGAACAAAUGGAAUGAUCGGUUAUCUUCAGGAUGAUCCGUGCCCAUACUAUGAUCUGCAGUCUAAAUAAUCUAAAGACAGCU